AGCCGGCGUGGCCGCCAUCUUAGGUGCGGGCGUGAAGCUCAGCGGGCUCCGGGGAGCCGGGGCUGCCUCACGGAGCCAUGUUGGGUCCGGGCAGCCGCCGUGUCCGCGGAGGGAUGGGGUGGCGGAAGGCGGUGUGUCCAGUCUCCUGUGAAAUGUGACAGGCAAACCUUCUGAAGAAGAAAUACCUCUGCUCUUGCCUAGGCAGAGAGGAAUGGGAAGCAGUGUGUGUGGUAUCAUCUCAAUCCAGCUCUGGGGGCUGGAGCUCCAGAAAGACUUAGUAAUGAGGAAGUGCUGCAGAUAUCCAGAGCACUGUUAUCCCGAGAUGCAGAUCCAGGAUGGUGGCAGCUGCUUUUACCUUCAUGUCCUCAGAAGCAGGAGAAGCUGCAGGGUCACAGCAGCGGGAUGAUCAGAUGGCUCUUGGAGGGGGUGGAAGGAGCCCAAGCAGCAGUGGAGGACGUUGCAGCAGCAGCCAGUGUUCCCUGUGCUGCUGCAGCCGUGGAGAAGAGCUGCGGGCCCCGGCAGCCCCGUGUGCGGCGCACCUCCUCGCUGGACACCAUCGUGGGCUCCUACCUGCUGGGGCAGUGGCCACGGGAUGCCGAAGGAGCUUCCACUUCAUGCAUGAACAACAAAGCUACCCAGACUCCAGUGUCCUGGCAUGAUGUGGAAGUGGGGAAAGCCAACUCCAGUGCUCACAAGCGUUCUGCCUCUUGGGGUAGCACAGACCACCGCAGAGAGAUUGCCAAACUGAAGCAGCAGCUCCAGAGGACCAAGCUCCACGGCAGAAGUGGCAGAGGAAAGGAGAAGAGCUCCCCGCUGCAGGGGGACCACGCUGUCCUCGCCUCACUGCGGGACUCUCCUUCAGGCUUCCUUUCUCCCUCUCCCUUGUGGAGGCUCAGCCCCUGCUUGCACAGGAGCCUGGAAGGCCUAAACCAGGAACUGGAGGAAGCGUUUGUGAAGGAACAGGGAGAUGAAGAGCUGCUGCGGAUCCUGGAUGUCCCAGAUGGCCACAGGGCACCAGCGCCCGCCCAGAGAGGCUCUGGAGCCGCGUCCCUGGCGCCGGAGCCCAGCAGUGGCAGCUGUAGCAGCCUCUCUCUGUCUCCUUCCCCUUCGGUGCCUCUGCACCUCUCCCCGCACCCCCCGGGGAGGCUGCCAGCAGAAGAACCCUCCUCUGCAGCAGAGGAGGUGCAGCCAGAGCCCAAAGAGAAAGAGGGCAGCCCCUCCCCAGUGCUGGCCUUUGCCUCCUCCCCUCGCCCCAACCACAGCUACAUGUUCAAACGGGAGCCUCCGGAGGGCUGUGAGAAGAUCCGGGCCUUCGAAGAAGCUUCCUCCCCCAGCCCUGAGCAGCCGUUCCAGCCUUCCUGCCCGGAUAAGAACAAAGUGCAUUUCAACCCCACCGGUUCUGCCUUCUGCCCCGUGAGCCUGGUGAAGCCUCUCUUCCCAAACGUGGGCUUCCUCUUCAGGAGCUUCCCGGCUUCUUCCAGCCCCGGCACGGGCCCGUUGACAUCCUGCCAGCCCCCAGCCCCGUUCCUCGGGGUGCGGAAGGACGCUGCGGGUGAUGGCUUCAGCGCCAUUCCCACAUCCCCUUCCCUGAGCUAUGAACCCUGGAAGCGGGGGCAGCCCGAGGAGAGCGUCGUCUUCCACAGCUCCCUGGUGGUGUGAAUCCUUUGGGAGAGCAGCUCUUCCAGCCGCUGGAGAUUGGUGCCUUGAGGGUGGGAUGUGACAGUCAAGAGGCAGCCCUGGGACUGUGACCCACAGCGGGCUUCCUCCCGGGAUGAUAGGAACUGUGAAGCACAGAGUGCCAUGGGAUUCCUGGCUGCUGGAUGGGAUUCCUGGCUGCUGGAGAGGCUCAUUUCUCCGAGCCUCCCCUCUUCAAAGCACUUUCCUGUGUUGAAUUGUCCUUGGUUCCUGGGUGAUUGUUUUGCUGGCGAAGAGGAGCAGAGGUGGGAGGAUUCAGUUGGGGCUUCCUCAUCCCUGCGGCCAGCAGGGAUUGCUGAGCCCUGGGGAGCAGGGAGGGGGGAAGCAGGGGCCUGGGGGACCACUGCCCUUGGCUGCAUCCAAGCAGGGGAGCAGCAGCUUCCACCCCAGCUGGAAGCUUUGGGAACGUUGUGUCCGUGCUCCAGGGAGCUUCUGUGACCCAGUUGGGACAAAGCUUUUCCAGGUGCCUCAGCAGGAAGAGGGGAUGGAGGUGGAAAAGGCAACGCUGCUAUGGAGGAGCCGGGGGGGGCGGUCCAUGGGGCACCCACGGCAGCAGCGAUGGCCCAACCCCGUGUGUUGGGGGGGAGCGGAGCCGCCUCUUCCUGCAUCUGGUGUAAAACCCUUCCACAGACGCGAUUUUUGCAGCUCUUUGGGGGCUCUGGUUUGGGUUCGUGUUCGCAGAGCUGAAGGGAGGGAGGAGCCGUGGGGUGAGGCGGCUUCUCCUGCGGGGCGGAACGGAACGAAAUAAACACUUGAGGCAUCCCGAG
This is a messenger RNA of Strigops habroptila (Kakapo), 2462 nucleotides long. It is a transcript of the gene FAM117A, whose product is annotated as family with sequence similarity 117 member A. The record is from RefSeq and is a predicted model, not a curated record. The coding region runs from base 403 to 1659 and encodes 418 amino acids. Lineage: Eukaryota; Metazoa; Chordata; Aves; Psittaciformes; Psittacidae. The transcript has 11 exons.